AUGACAAUAGAAAUCGAAUAUAAUGAAGAAUUGGAAGGAUUAGAAACAACUAUCAAUCAAAUCAAGGGUAGUGGUGAGGGAGGAGCAGAUAGUAAAGUGUACUGUGAAGGUGAUUCAAAGAGAGCAUCACCCAAGGUCAAUGUGAAAGAUGUUGGUGAACUCAAGUUUCCAAUCACUCAAGAAUCGGUUCAAAAGUUGAUUGAUAAAUCUACAAGAGCUCCCUUUGGUAAAGGUGAACAGACCAUCACUGAUCUAAGUGUCAGAAAGGUAUGGCAAAUCGAUGCCUCUGAAGUAACUGUCACUGGAGGUAAAGCCUGGCAAACCUUUAUUGAAACAACUCUCCCUGAACAAAUCAUUAAAGGGUUAGGUUUACCAAAAGAUACUGAUCUUACUAUUGAAUUAUACAAGAUGUUAGUUUAUGAUAAAGGAGCAUUCUUUUCAAGUCAUCGUGAUACUGAAAAGGCUGAUGGUAUGUUUGCUACGAUGGUAGUAUCAUUACCAAGUCAUCAUCGUGGUGGUGAAUUGGUCAUUGAACAUGACAAGGAAUCGUAUACAGUGUCACUUGUAAAUGACACAAAGUCGAUGGUCAAAUAUGUAGCAUUCUAUGCUGAUUGCAAGCACAAGGUAGAACCAGUCACCGAAGGAUACAGAGUCAACUUGGUCUACAAUCUUAUUAGAUCAAAGGGUACCUGUACAACAUCAUCACAGAGCAACGCUGAAUUGUUGCUUUCAUCUAUCAGAUCUACAUUUGGAGAAGGUGAACGUUCCCGUUUAAUCUAUUCGUUGGAGCAUGUCUAUUCACCAGCUUCAUUUUGUUUGGAGAAACUCAAAGGCAAGGAUGCAGUAGUUGCAUCGGCACUGAUUGAAGCUAGCAAGUUACCAUGUUCACAGUUGGCUGUUGGUCUUGGAUUCAUUCACAUUGAAGAGGAGGGUGGUUUCACCGGAUACACAAACGACGAAUCCACAACUGUUGAUUUUUCCGAUAAUGAAUGUGAACCACAAGAAUACACUUUUAAUCUAGUCUCACCAAAAGAAAUUGUUGAUGGUUAUGAAAUUAAUACUUCAAAAACAAUUGAACACUCUGAAUUAUUCCCUGCUAAUGCAUUUGAUGAAGCAAAACCAUAUGAACAAGAAGCAACAGAAGCAGCAGGAAAUGAAGGAGCAACUUAUUUUAGAAGAUAUCAAAGAUCAUGUUUAAUUAUUCAUUCUCUUGAACAUUUGGAUGGAGGUCUUUAUAGUUUGGUACCAUUUGCAAUGGCUGAAAGAAUCUUAAAGGAAAGACUUGGUAAAUCAUUGGACGGUACCGAGAAUGACGAGGAUAGAGAAAAGGAUAUGAUUAGAGAAAUCACUCAAUAUACAUCAGUCUAUGGAAGUGGUGAUAUUAUUGCAAGCAUUUUGAAAUUCAUCGAGGUGUCACAACUCUUGUCACCAAUGAUGCCAUCGUCGUCUCGUGAAUUGGUCAAAAAGAUGAUUAAAAUCUUGUUUAAAAGUCAACAACCAGCUGCCAAGAAACCAUCCGUCACCACUCUCCAUGUCACUCCAAUGCCCAUCAUUGCUACCUACCCAGCAGACAUUCUCGCGUGUCUUCCAAAUAGUCUUUUUAAUAUUUACGACUAUACCAAAUUUGAUCAUCUUUUACAAGUGAUCAAGCAGUUGUGCGGAAGAGUGCCGGUUGAAGAGAUGCCAGAUGUCGGUUCAGACCCAACUGUCGACCAUCCAUUGAAAAAGAAGUGUCUCAAGGCACUUGGUAUAUUGCUCAAGGGUUAUGGAUCAUUGUGUAAUUGUGGUGGUGACAAUCAUGCCUGUAAACACUAUGAUCUAUUGUCAAAGGCAUUGACAACGAUUGAAGAGAUGGUUACCAAUUAUAGCAACAUCUUUGGUGAUGGUCAAAAGAUACAUGAACAACUACUCGAGUUGCUUACCAAUCCCACUGAACCAAAAGAUAUCACUACUCAACUCAUCGAAAUACUCUAUGAAUUCCAUUCCAAGGAUAUGACUAAAAAGAAAAGAGAACAAAUGUUUUCAAGUGUAUUUUUGUUGUACUUGACACGACCAUUUAAAGAGUGCGAUUCAUUUAUCACCCCCAUCAUUUCAUUUGAUCACUAUGUACGUCAAUACCAAUACUAUCCAGUCGCCAUGCAAAAGUAUUACAAUGCAAUUGUCAGAGAGAAAGGAGAGACAUUGCCAGCUGCUACACUCAAAACUUAUACCGUCGCAUACCAUCGCAAGGUGACUGCAUUCUUUUCGUUUGUCAUGUUGAAUACAUCCAAACCAUUUUCAUUGACUAUUUCAGGAGCACGCAAUACUCAACUCGACUAUCGUCCAGGUCAAGACCAACAAACACUCGUUGAACAGGUUGCAGUAGAGAUGGUGACCUUUUGUAUCAAAGCAGGUUUGGAUAGUGUCAUGUACGAGGUACUUAAAGAAAGCACAUUGGAUGCUAGACUCAUCGAUAUGACACUCUACCCAAAUGCUUAUGUUGUCAUACUCAAACAAAUCAAAAAUCUUCUCUCUGAAAAGAGUAAGACCAAACAACCACCAUCAUCAGAGAAUUCAUUGAAAUUUGUAGAGUUUGUCAAAUCAAAGAUCAACCAAUUGACAACCACCCUCAAAAACACACAAACCUCUGGUUCCAAGUUUACAUUUGCCUGUGUCAAUUGCUAUUGUAAACUCUGUCAACCAUUGGAAGAUUUCCUUCGUAGCAAUGAAAUCAAUUACAGUAUAACUGAUAUCAAACCUACUGUAGAACAUUGUCAAGAAUAUCUUGCUGCAUUUACACUCGGACAAGGCACCAAUCAACUCGUCAAAUCAUCCAAAACUCCUCCUGCUCUUCAAAAGCAUAUUGGCUUGUUAGAAUCUACUAUUAAAUCUUAUCAAAGUUUAUUAGAAUAA
Cavenderia fasciculata is the source of this 2892-nucleotide messenger RNA. RefSeq lists its product as uncharacterized. NCBI's taxonomy places the organism in Eukaryota, Evosea, Eumycetozoa, Acytosteliales, Cavenderiaceae. The record is from RefSeq and is a predicted model, not a curated record. The coding region runs from base 1 to 2892 and encodes 963 amino acids. The transcript has 3 exons.